Spea bombifrons (plains spadefoot toad) is the source of this 672-nucleotide messenger RNA. RefSeq names its product von Willebrand factor-like. The coding region runs from base 47 to 475 and encodes 142 amino acids. The transcript has 4 exons. The record is from RefSeq and is a predicted model, not a curated record. Lineage: Eukaryota; Metazoa; Chordata; Amphibia; Anura; Pelobatidae.
GCCAGCGAGAAGAUACCCGCAGAUCCUGCCACCGACACAGACCAAGAUGCUUCCCAUAAUGCUGCUGGCUGCGUUCGUGCUCCCCCUGACACUGGUCGAUUCCCAACAGUAUGACGAGAAUAGGUGUGAUAUCAACCAGCAGUACUACGAGUGCAAGCCUUGUACUGACGGUUGCGAUGGCCCCAUGGCGUGCCCUAAGAUCUGCGAGCCUGGAUGCGACUGCUCACCUGGCUUUGUCCUUCAGUCUAAAGAGCCUCGUAUAUGCGUGAAAAAGGAACAAUGUAUCUAUUGUAGGGAACCUAACCAGGUUUACUCUCAGUGCUAUGGUCACUGCCCAGCAACCUGCGAUGUAAACAAAAUUUGUCUUAUGAUAUGUAAGCCUGGAUGCGUGUGCGUGGAAGGCAUGGUCCUUCAUAAUGGCAAAUGCAUCCCGCUUUCAGAAUGUCCUAAAACGGGUCAACAAUAUAACAACUAAACUGUUGUCUGCACCCGAAUCGCAACAACAGCGGUUUGGCCAACCUUCUGCUCUUCCUCGGUUGCUUGGGUUUUAUGGGAUCAGCUGGGGAUGAUAUCGGUGUUAGGAAAUCGCUUGUCAUACCCAACCAAAAAUGAUCAAUUUAAGGCUGUACGGUGCUUUUCAAUAUUUUUUUUAAUUAAAAGUGUGAUUGUAAG